AUGAUGGCCUCACGACAGCUCCUGGGCAACGUCGCCCGGAGCCGCACUGCUGCCGUCGGCAGCACUGGUCUGCGCCGCAGCAUGGCCACUGUAUCUGAUUCCCCCCUCGACCGCAAGGUCAAGCAAAACAACUGGGAAGACAACAACUUCAUCAACUACAAGAAGAUGUCUGAGAACCUCGCAAUUGUGCGAAGCCGUCUUAACAGGCCUUUGACCUAUGCCGAAAAGAUCCUCUACUCUCACCUCGACAACCCUCACGAGCAGGACAUCCAGCGCGGCUCCUCUUACCUGAAACUGCGCCCUGACCGCGUCGCGUGUCAGGAUGCCACUGCGCAGAUGGCCAUUCUCCAGUUCAUGUCCGCCGGCAUGCCUUCCGUCGCCAACCCCACCACUGUGCACUGCGAUCACUUGAUUGAGGCACAGAUUGGAGGCGCCAAGGAUCUUGAGCGCGCCAUCAACAUCAACAAGGAAGUGUACGACUUCCUUGCCUCCGCCUGCGCCAAGUACAACAUCGGCUUCUGGAAGCCCGGUUCCGGUAUCAUCCACCAGAUUCUUCUUGAGAACUACGCUUUCCCUGGUGGUCUCUUGAUCGGUACUGAUUCUCACACUCCCAACGGUGGUGGUCUCGGCAUGGCUGCCAUCGGUGUCGGAGGUGCCGAUGCCGUCGAUGUCAUGGCCAAUCUCCCCUGGGAGCUGAAGGCACCCAACGUCAUUGGUGUCAAGCUCACUGGCGAGCUGUCCGGCUGGACUUCUCCGAAAGACAUCAUUCUCAAGCUCGCUGGCAUCUUGACUGUCAAGGGCGGCACCGGUGCCAUUGUCGAGUACUUCGGCCCUGGUACCAACACCAUUUCCGCCACCGGCAUGGCGACCUGCUGCAACAUGGGAGCUGAGAUUGGCGCGACGACGUCCGUCUUCCCUUUCAACGACCGCAUGUACGAUUACCUGGCAGCCACCAAGCGCAAGGACAUUGGUGACUUCGCUCGCACCUAUGCUCACGAGCUCAAGGAGGACGAGGGUGCUCAGUAUGAUCAGCUGAUCGAGAUCAAUCUGUCUGAGCUCGAGCCCCACAUCAACGGACCUUUCACCCCGGAUCUGGCCACCCCCAUCUCCAAGUUUGCUGAGGCUGCCAAGGCCAACAACUGGCCUGAGGAGCUCAAGGUCGGUCUCAUCGGUUCUUGCACCAACUCCUCUUAUGAGGACAUGUCCCGUGCUGCUGCCAUUGCCCGUGACGCUCUCAACCACGGCAUCAAGGCCAAGGCUGCUUUCACUGUCACUCCUGGUUCCGAGCAGAUCCGCGCUACAAUUGAGCGUGAUGGUCAGCUCCAGACUUUCGAGGAAUUCGGCGGCAUGGUCCUUGCCAACGCUUGUGGUCCCUGCAUUGGCCAGUGGGAUCGUCAGGACGUGAAGAAGGGCGAGGCCAACUCCAUUAUCUCGUCUUACAACCGCAACUUCACCGGUCGCAACGACGGCAACCCUGCCACCCACUCUUUCGUUACCUCGCCUGACCUGGUUGUCGCCAUGACCAUUGCCGGUAGCCUGCACUUCAACCCCCUCACCGACACUCUCAAGGAUAAGGACGGCAAGGAGUUCAAGCUGUCUCCCCCUACUGGUGACGGUCUUCCCCAGCGUGGUUACGAUCCCGGACAAGACACCUACCAGGCCCCUCCCCAGGACCGUGCCUCUGUCAACGUCCAGGUCUCCCCCACCUCUGACCGUCUCCAGGUUCUUGAGCCCUUCACGCCUUGGGAUGGCAAGGAUGCCACUGAUCUCCCCAUUCUCAUCAAGGCCCAGGGCAAGACCACCACUGACCACAUUUCCAUGGCUGGCCCCUGGCUGAAGUACCGUGGCCACCUGGACAACAUUUCCAACAACAUGCUGAUCGGCGCCAUUAACGAAGCCAACGGCGAGGCCAACAAGAUCAAGAACUUCACCACAGGCGAGUUUGGUGCCGUUCCUGCUGUUGCCCGUGACUACAAGGCGAAGGGCAUCAAGUGGGUUGUCGUUGGCGACUGGAACUACGGCGAGGGUAGCUCCCGCGAGCACGCUGCUCUUGAGCCCAGGCACCUUGGAGGACUGGCUAUCAUCACCCGCAGCUUCGCCCGUAUCCACGAGACCAACCUGAAGAAGCAGGGCAUGCUUCCUCUUACCUUCGCCGACCCUGCCGAUUACGACAAGAUUAAGCCUGAUGACAAGGUUGACAUCCUCUGCACCAACAUUGCUGUCGGUCAGCCUAUGACGAUGGUUGUGCACCCCAAGGACGGCGCGGCCUACGAAGUCAAGCUGCUGCACACUUACAACGAGCCCCAGAUUGAGUGGUUCAAGAACGGCAGCGCCCUCAACACCAUGGCUAAGGCUGCCAAGGCGUAA
Messenger RNA from Verticillium nonalfalfae, 2367 nucleotides. It is a transcript of the gene ACO1, whose product is annotated as Aconitate hydratase mitochondrial. NCBI's taxonomy places the organism in Eukaryota, Fungi, Ascomycota, Sordariomycetes, Glomerellales, Plectosphaerellaceae. The record is from RefSeq and is a predicted model, not a curated record. The transcript is spliced from 6 exons. Gene Ontology annotation, biological process: tricarboxylic acid cycle. The coding region runs from base 1 to 2367 and encodes 788 amino acids. Gene Ontology annotation, cellular component: cytosol; mitochondrion. Gene Ontology annotation, molecular function: aconitate hydratase activity; 4 iron, 4 sulfur cluster binding.